Molecule: messenger RNA, 2382 nt
Organism: Maniola jurtina (meadow brown)
Lineage: Eukaryota; Metazoa; Arthropoda; Insecta; Lepidoptera; Nymphalidae
Gene: Or-63
Exons: 18
Coding region: 1-2382 (793 amino acids)
Biological process (GO): sensory perception of smell; detection of chemical stimulus involved in sensory perception of smell
Cellular component (GO): plasma membrane
Molecular function (GO): odorant binding; olfactory receptor activity
Source: RefSeq, a predicted model, not a curated record
AUGGGGAUCCUAAUAAAAAAUGUUAGUUUUUCUCUAAGCCUGUCUUUGACAGCAUUGAGAAUUACAGGUUUUUGGGCACCCCAAAAUUUGGAAGGGGCUGAAAAGUUACUCUAUGAUUUCUACGGCUUCAUUUCAUUUAUGUUUCUUUUGGGAACCUAUCUCAUCAUUCAAAUCGUGGACUUGUACCUCAUUUGGGGAAACCUCCCUGCGAUGACAGCAACAGCAUUUCUGCUGUUUACUAAUUUCGCACAUUCGACUAAGAUAUUCAAUAUAUUUAUGAGAAGAAAGAUUAUACAAGCAGUUAUUGAUGACGCUGAUACUGUUCUUCGCGAAGAAAAGAGUUUUGAAGGGCAAAAAAUUGUGAAAAGUUGUGACCGGGAAUCUCGUAGGCAGCAGCUCCUGUUUUUCGUUCUGACCUUCCUGACCGUCGUUGGUUGGGCUACCAGUGCUGAGAAAAAUAAAUUGCCUCUACAAGCAUGGUACCCUUACAACACGAGCAAAUCACCAGCCUACGAAAUGACAUACCUGCAUCAAGUGUUAGCGCUGUCCUUAGCCGCGUUCCUGAACGUCAGCAAGGAUACCCUGGUGACGACGCUUAUAGCGCAGUGUCGGUGCCGGCUGCGUCUCGUGGGACUGUCUUUGAGGAAUUUUUGUAAUGAGUUGCAUCCUAUAGGCGGGGAGACCUCAAUCAGAAUAUCUCGGUCACCAUCACCAAAAACCUUUAUGCUGACCCAAGACCAGGAAAUCAUAGUGAAGCAGAGGCUCCGUUGCUGCGUGGUUCAGCAUCAAAAGACGUUGGACGCUGCUGAACAAUUACAGCGAUGCUUCUCUGAACCAACCUUCGUGCAGUUGACCGUGUCGUUGGUUAUUAUAUGCGUGACGGCGUUUCAACUGACUGCGCAAACAAGUAAUCCAAUUAGAUUGCUUUCAAUGGGCACUUAUCUGCUGAACAUGAUGUUUCAAGUGUUCAUCUAUUGCUACCAGGGCAACCAACUUUCAGUAGAGGCAAGUCAAGUAGCCGGCGCAGCGUACGAAUUUCCCUGGUACUGUUGCAGCGUGCGCAUCCGUCGAACCGUCAUCAUACUGAUGAGGAGGUGCCGCCGCGUCACCAAGCUCACUGCUGGUGGCUUCACCACUCUUUCUUUGGCUUCUUUUAUGGCAAUCAUAAAAACAUCAUAUUCACUGUUCACGCUGCUCCAGCAAGUAAAAAGGAUAAUGUCUGAGAGCGUAAAUUUAUCCCUCAAAAUUUCUCAGGUAAUUUUUAAUGUGUUUGGACUAUGGUGUCCAAACUAUUUGACAGGAUUUCUGAAGCAAUUGUAUAACUUAUAUUCUAUUGUAUCAUUGAUGUCUCUUAUUGGUACCUACAUUAUCGUGCAAGUCGGAGACCUCGUGCAAGUGUGGGGCAACUUGCCGUAUAUGACUGGCACUAUGUUCCUGCUCUUCACCAAUCUGGCUCUUGGCACUAAGGCAUUAAACGCGAUGUGGAGGAAGAAGGUGAUUCAGGACAUGCUGGCAGAGUCUUACCGAGAGCUGUCGGGUGAAAGGAGAACGAAGGGUCUGAAAAUUGUUAAAAGUUGUGACAAUGAGACAACGAGCCAGCUCUGUCUGUAUUUUGGAUUAUCAAUAAUAACAAUAUCUGGUUGGGCGGCGAGCGCGGAGAAAAACCAACUGCCCUUACGAGCCUGGUAUCCGUACGAUACUUCUAAGACGCCAGCCUACCAAUUGACUUACGCUCAUCAGUGCAUCGCUGUAUUACUUGCUGCCAUUAUCAACAUAUGCCUGGACACGCUGGUGACGUCACUAGUGUCGAUGUGUCGCUGUCGCUUGAGGCUGCUCGGAUUGUCUCUGGAAACACUGUGCGAUGGAUUAGACAUUGAUGAUGACGGUCGCUUGACUGUAGCAAGUGACAGAACGGUAAGAGUUCACCUGCGCCACUGCGUGGUCCGCCACCAAGCCGUGCUGGCGCAAGCCAAACUUCUGCAGAGGUGCUUCUCGAUGUCGCUUCUGGCGCAGUUCUCCGUAUCGAUGAUCAUAAUAUGCGUGUCUGCAUACCAACUUGCAUUCGAAGCUACGAAUUUGGUUCGUGUAAUAUCAAUGGUGGCUUACUUGGCGGUGAUGAUGUUACAGGUGUUCAUAUAUUGUUACCAAGGAAACCAACUUGUCGAAGAGAGUGCAGCAGUUGCCACAGCAGCCUACACAUGUCCCUGGUACACGUGCAGCAUCCCGGUGCGUCGUUCGCUGCUGCUGGUGAUGACUAGGACUCGCCUCAGCACCAAACUCACCGCCGGUGGCUUCACGCAGCUGUCCUUGGCCACUUUUAUGGCAAUUAUAAAGGCGUCAUACUCAUUCUUCACGGUGCUUAAACAGGUGGAAGAACCAUGA